Messenger RNA from Penicillium chermesinum, 1095 nucleotides. Its product is annotated as tRNA(Thr) (cytosine(32)-N(3))-methyltransferase. NCBI's taxonomy places the organism in Eukaryota, Fungi, Ascomycota, Eurotiomycetes, Eurotiales, Aspergillaceae. Gene Ontology annotation, molecular function: tRNA (cytidine-N3)-methyltransferase activity. The transcript has a single exon. The record is from RefSeq and is a predicted model, not a curated record. The coding region runs from base 1 to 1095 and encodes 364 amino acids.
AUGUCGGAAGAGCAAACCAUCCGAGAGGUCAUGGAGAAGGUCCAGCCUCCACAGCUCCCUCCCCAUCGCUCUCACGACCCAUCCAACAACUUGAAGCGCAGUGAUCCAUUCCAAUUCGGCUCGCGCUACCUCGAGCAAGGCGAUAACGUAUUCGAGUUCAACGCAUGGGACCACGUCGAACCAGAUGACGAAUUCAAGGAAUUCGCUGAGACCCAGUACGAGAAGCAGCGUGCUGCACCAGUCUCCGAUUUCGACAAGAACCGGUUCAACAAUGACCCCGCUAAGUGGUGGAAUCUAUUCUACAAGAACAACACGGCAAACUUUUUCAAAGAUCGCAAAUGGUUGCGCCAGGAGUUCCCGGUUCUGGAUGAAGUGACAAAGAAGGGUGCCGGUCGCCAGGUCGUCCUGGAAGUUGGCGCGGGUGCAGGUAAUACUGCUUUCCCGUUGAUUCGGAACAAUGAGAAUGAGGAGCUGAUGGUUCAUGCUUGCGACUUCUCCAAAUAUGCGGUUCAGGUGAUGCGCGAGAGCGAAUACUACAAUCCCAAGUACAUGGUUGCCGACGUCUGGGAUGUGGCUGCCGAGCGCACCGAGACGGAGGACUCUUUGCCCCCUGGUUUGACCGACGGCUCGGUUGACGUGGUUAUCCUAAUCUUUAUCUUUUCUGCCCUCAAUCCGAAGCAGUGGGAUCGUGCGCUCCACAAUAUCCACCGUCUGUUGAAGCCCGGUGGUCGAGUGCUGUUCCGUGACUAUGGCCGUGGAGAUCUCGCCCAGGUCCGCUUUAAAAAGGGACGGUAUAUGGAAGAAAAUUUUUAUGUCCGAGGCGAUGGAACACGGGUUUACUUCUUUGACAAAGAGGAACUGGUCAACAUUUGGAGUCGAUGGACCCCUGAAAAGGGCUUACAACUGGGAUCUGGAGACGAACCUUCAGAGACUCAGCCCGCGGAUGCCAACGCCCCCUUCGAGGUUGUUCACAUGGGAGUUGACCGACGUUUGCUUGUCAACCGCUCCAGCAAGGUGAAGAUGUACCGGUGCUGGAUGCAGGGUCACUUCCGAAAGCGCGAGGGUCCUGCUGCCAUUGGCCAGGAUGAUGCAUGA